Entamoeba invadens IP1 is the source of this 678-nucleotide messenger RNA. RefSeq lists its product as hypothetical. Bases 1 to 678 code for a protein of 225 amino acids. Lineage: Eukaryota; Evosea; Mastigamoebida; Endamoebidae. Gene Ontology annotation, cellular component: plasma membrane. The transcript has a single exon. The record is from RefSeq and is a predicted model, not a curated record. Gene Ontology annotation, biological process: signal transduction. Gene Ontology annotation, molecular function: GTPase activity; GTP binding; GDP binding.
AUGGUGAACGUGACGUUUUUUGGAGCUGCGUCGUCUGGGAAAACAUCGAUAAUCAAAAGAUAUGUUCAAGGCACAACAGUCACAGAACACAUCCCAACCAUAGAAGAUGUCUACAACACUUCAAUUGAUUUAGAAGAAAAGGAGAUUUAUAUGAAAAUAGUUGACACUACAAGUGACGAAGGACUUGCUUCAAUGAGAGAAACGCAUUUCUCUUCGAGUGAUGUCAUUGUGUACGUAUAUUCAGUCGAAGAUGAAGAUGCAUUCAAACGUGCCCAAGAAGAUAUUGGAGUGUGUUUGUCCAUCAUAUCAAAAAACAUCAAAGAACUCAAAGACUACCCAACAAUUUUUAUCGUCGCAAACAAAAUUGACACGAAGUCAAGAACUGUCUCAAGAGAAGAAGGAAAACUACUUUUGGAUAAAGUGAGAGGGGUGUGCAAGACUAACUACUUCGAAACUUCAGCACUUGAAAAUUUGAAAGUCAAUUUCCUUUUCGAGUCUAUAGCAAAGGGUGUUGUUAAGUCGACUAUCAAACAAAGGUCCAGCUCUGCAAAGCCAAGAAUCAGAAAUGAAAAGAGAAAUGGUAUGAGACUAGAAAAACCAAUUGUCUUCUAUGAACCAAUUGAAGAGCCUAAGCCUCGCUUCUUGUCAAGACUCUCAUUCAAAAAAAUCCAUGUUUGA